GCGAUAAGAGGGCGGGGACGCAGGUGACAGAACCCGGAAGUAUCUUGUAACUUUAGAGAUUGGGUUCUUGCUGAAUUUUAGAAGCCCUGAAAGCGCAAUGGACGAUACACUUUUUCAGUUGAAGUUCACAUCAAAACAGCUGGAGAAAUUGGCGAAGAAGGCAGAAAAGGAUUCCAACACAGAGCAAGCCAAAGUGAAAAAGGCAUUGCAGCAAAAAAAUGUUGAAGUUGCCCGAGUGUAUGCAGAAAAUGCCAUCAGGAAAAAGAAUGAAGGUCUGAACUGGCUGCGAAUGGCUUCACGGGUAGAUGCAGUUGCAUCCAAGGUCCAGACUGCAGUAACCAUGAAGGGGGUGACAAAGAAUAUGGCUCAGGUCACCAAGGCACUGGACAAAGCUUUGAGUUCUAUGGACUUGCAGAAAGUGUCCGCUGUCAUGGAUAAAUUUGAUCAGCAGGUUCAGAACCUGGAUGUGCACACAUCGGUAAUGGAGGACUCCAUGAGUUCAGCAAUGACACUGACCACCCCUCAAGAACAGGUAGACAACCUCAUUGUACAGAUUGCAGAGGAGAAUGGGCUGGAGGUGAUGGAUCAGCUGAAUCAGCUGCCCCAAGGAGCUUCAUCAGUGGGUGAAAGCUCUACCCGCACCCCGGAGGACCAGUUGUCCCGCAGGUUGGCUGCUCUAAGGAACUGAAGUCUCAUGGAAUCUUUUUCCUGUCUGAAAGUCAGUUGUUUUGGGUACACUGGGGUCACCUUAUCACGCUGAGGCCUUUGCCAGACAUAAUAAGAGGAUAAGGAUGCCGGGAACCCAGCUUUUGCUGCUGCUGUCCAGUUUCUCCAUUAAGUUUAAGGGUGACCUAUUCUGUAAUUGAUAUAGUCCUAAUGGACACAAGUGCGGGGAUUAACAUUUUAUGUGUGUGGCCAAGUCAUCCUUCCUAACAAUGAAUUCAUUUUUAAAGUUUCAUUGCACUUGCUGGCAUCAAAGCAGAGCUAUUUCAUGCACUCUCAGUAAGGUUUUAACUACUUGACAAAGGGUGAGAAAAGGCCUUGAUCAUUCAAAUCAUUGAUGUAGAACAUUAGGCCAAUCCUAUGAAAUAGUCACAACUGUUUGUCAGAAAAGUGUAGAGACCGCAGAUGAAAUGCUUUUUCUAGUUCUGUAGAUUUUCUGUGAAUAAUACUUGUGUUCUUCCUUAAUAAAUGCUAUAAGAACCAAUGUCCUCCACGUUCUCCAAAAAUCCGCUUUGUCUGACUACUCUUUUAAAGCACCUGAUUUUAUUGGGUUUUUUUUCCGUUUGUUUGUUUUUCUUUGUUGCUUGCCUCUAGUAUUUUGUAUUUAAUGUUUUCCUAUCCGCUUGGGAAGAGAGUUUUAUUGCACCCCCCCCCCCCCGCUAUUGAAUGGCACCCUUUAUUCUGCAAAGCCUGUUUUUGUGUCCCAGCCAAAUUCCAAAGCAGAAAAUAUGUGCUAUUUGUCCACAAAAGAACAAACAGAUUUUUCUAUA
Molecule: messenger RNA, 1493 nt
Organism: Xenopus tropicalis (tropical clawed frog)
Lineage: Eukaryota; Metazoa; Chordata; Amphibia; Anura; Pipidae
Gene: chmp1a
Product: charged multivesicular body protein 1A
Biological process (GO): vacuolar transport
Source: RefSeq, marked validated